AUGGUAUACUAUCUGAUUGGUGCUCCUCACAAGUCUAACGAAUAGACGGCUUGGUUGGAGACGGAGAAACACGUUCUGACUUCUGGAAUAUCGAGAUAAGCUAAGGGGAGAAUUUUGCAGACAGAGAUAGGAAAAUUCAAGUUGGGGAAUUUGGAUCACUUGAUGUUCAUCAAUGAUAGUUUGUUGAAAUAGGAAUCAGUUGUGGAGAGUUUGCUUAAGAAGAUUGAGAGAUAGUAUUUGGAUGUCACAGAGAAGGUUAGUUAUGACUUCAUAAUUGAAUUGAAAGAGGGUCCAUAGAGCAUUGAGAAUUUUUUAUUCUAAUUCAAAUGGAAUGACCAAACCUUCCCAAGAGCAUCAGCAUUAAGCGAAUUAGUCAAGGCAAUUUCAUCCAGAGCAACCCAUGUGGAGACAGAUUUGAGACAAAAAUCAACCAGUUAUUAAGAAUUGAAGAAUCAGAGUUAACAAGUGGCAAGGAAGGAAGGAAAUCUAAUGGUGAGGGACUUGGUCGAUGUCCUAAAGGAACCCAUAGUCAAACCAAGGGAUUUCAUUUACAGCGAUUAUCUAACAACUUUGGUGGCUAUAGUACCAAAGACAUAGAUUUAGGAAUGGUUAGCUUGUUAUGAAUUUUUAUGUGAAAAUGUUGUGCCAUAAUCAGCAAGAUAAUUCUAAAUUGAAGAUAAAGAUAAUUUGACAAUUUGGAGAGUGGUGAUCGUUAGGCAAUCUUUCGAUAAGGAUCACGACAUCGAAGUUGCUGAUAAAGGUGAUGAUGACAAGGGAAAGAAGUAGAGGUAAACUCCAGUCGAGGAAUUCAUUUAAAAGGCAAGAGAUAAAUUGAGAAUUACUGUUAAAGAAUUUGAAUACAAAUCAUAGGAAUCAAAAGAAAGAGAAAAAUUGAGAUUGGAUCUCAAGUCCAAAUCAGAUCACAUGAAUACUACAUUAAAAUAAGCAUGCGAAAAAGCAUUUAGUGACUUAUACAUUACGUAUAUGCAUUUGAAGGUUCUCAGAUUAGUUGUGGAUAUUGCUAUGAGAUUUGGAGCAGCUGAACCAAAUAUUUAAUGCAUCCUUAAACCAGAUCAAGGAAAAGAGAAGAAGGUUCAAUAAUCCCUUUUGAAAUUGUUUGCUGAUCCUUCUCAAGUAGGGUUAUAUGGAACGAAAGAAGAAUUAGAGGACACUGAGGAUUUCUUCCCAUUUGUGUAUGUUCCAAUUAACAUUCCAUGAAAUCUAAUUUUAGGAAUGGAGAUUUAUCCAAAUACAAAAACAAUUAUUUGCAAUUUAAUUAAAUAAAA
Messenger RNA from Paramecium tetraurelia, 1286 nucleotides. RefSeq lists its product as uncharacterized. NCBI's taxonomy places the organism in Eukaryota, Ciliophora, Oligohymenophorea, Peniculida, Parameciidae. The transcript has 6 exons. The record is from RefSeq and is a predicted model, not a curated record. Gene Ontology annotation, molecular function: proton-transporting ATPase activity, rotational mechanism. Gene Ontology annotation, biological process: proton transmembrane transport. Gene Ontology annotation, cellular component: vacuolar proton-transporting V-type ATPase, V1 domain.